UGUGCACUAUCACAACCACACGUGGGGUGAACGUUUGAACUCGUUGCAUGCGGGAGAGCUUACGGAGUUUAUAACGCUAUUAAACUAAUUUGAGAAUAAAAUAUUAGGCGUCUUUUUGCCCUUUAACAGUCAAAUAGAAGAAAAUAGUCCUCCGUGAAGCAUUUCGCCGAGAGGGCCGGAAUACCAGAAAAAGAAUCCACAAUGACCGAAGCCCAAGUGAACCCAAAGGCCUAUCCGCUGGCCGACGCCACUCUGACCAAAACCAUCCUGGACCUGGUGCAGCAAGCAUCCAACUACAAACAGCUGAGGAAAGGGGCUAAUGAAGCUACCAAAACCCUGAACAGAGGCAUAGCUGAGUUUAUCGUCAUGGCUGCUGAUGCUGAACCUCUGGAGAUCAUUCUCCACCUGCCGCUGCUCUGCGAGGACAAGAAUGUACCGUAUGUGUUUGUUCGAUCCAAGCAGGCGCUGGGCCGAGCCUGCGGGGUGUCACGUCCUGUCAUCGCUACCUCGGUUACAAUAAAGGAGGGAUCUCAGCUUAAGCCACAGAUCCAGUCUGUGCAAAUGGCUAUUGAGAGACUGCUGGUGUGAUAUUUUUGUUGCAAAUCUUAAACGGGUGGAUGGAUUCCAGAUUCGGAUUUAGUUUUAUGUUUGACUUUAAAACGAGCAUUGACAAGAUUUUUCUUUUUUAACAAUAUUGGUUUACUUUCUGUGUAUCAUUGUGCAGAGCCAUCACCUGUUUCUGAAUAAACUAAUUUUUUAAAUAAGA
Messenger RNA from Melanotaenia boesemani (Boeseman's rainbowfish), 766 nucleotides. Its product is annotated as NHP2-like protein 1. Bases 202 to 588 code for a protein of 128 amino acids. Gene Ontology annotation, biological process: ribosome biogenesis; mRNA splicing, via spliceosome; maturation of SSU-rRNA. Gene Ontology annotation, cellular component: precatalytic spliceosome; U4/U6 x U5 tri-snRNP complex; small-subunit processome. Lineage: Eukaryota; Metazoa; Chordata; Actinopteri; Atheriniformes; Melanotaeniidae. Gene Ontology annotation, molecular function: RNA binding. The transcript is spliced from 3 exons. The record is from RefSeq and is a predicted model, not a curated record.